Messenger RNA from Chilo suppressalis (striped riceborer), 4214 nucleotides. NCBI's taxonomy places the organism in Eukaryota, Metazoa, Arthropoda, Insecta, Lepidoptera, Crambidae. The record is from the annotation of a GenBank genome assembly.
GCUAAGAGUAAACUUGACCUUCCUGGUUCCUGUCUGCAUGAUAUCGUUUACUUUCGCGCUCGCUGCCGCGCCCGCGUGCCGCGAGAUCGUAGGUACUCGCACCCGCUCUGUAGCCAGUGUGUAAUGCCGUAGCGGCCGCCGCGGUCGCCAUGUUGUCUUCGUCGCACGACCGUAGCUCGCGCAACCGGUGACCGCUAAUGUGUCACCACCCUUACUUAUACCCGGUUGUUAAAAGGUUAGUGAUGUGUAGAAAAACUACCCGUAAGAUUUGAAUCAAUAAAGAUUUUGGGGAUUCGAACGAGAAUGCGACACCUGUUUUGAGUGACGGGUGGUUGUCAUGGCAUUUUACCGCUGUGGGCCAACCGCACUCGGCAGCCGCACGUCGUGGGGCCCCGUGUCUACGCCGGGGCCGGGGCCCGAGUACGAGCGCCCGCUCAGCGGCAACUACGACCGCAUCUUCAACGCCUUCGAGCGCACCACCGCCUUUGAGUACGUCCGCAACACCUUCCAGGAGAAGGACGACAAGAAAGAGGAGAGACUUAUCGGACACCAGGAUGUCGUUGUCAACAGGAAAAUGAGCAGCAGCUUCGAAAGAGCGGACUGCGCGCUGGCCGCACAGACGCCCUGCGACGAUGACGAGGACUUCUACCGGGAGAAGAUCCUGUACUCCCAGGCCCGCCAGCUGUUCCCGCUGCAGGAGGACCUGGCGGACUGGAUCAACAAGACCAUCGGAAUAUCGUAUCUGACCGGAGAGAACUUCUUGGACGUUUUGGACAACGGUGCAGAGCUGUGUCAGCUGGCGGCUGUGAUACACGACCGCGCGCGCGAAGCCCUCGACCAGGGCCUCAUCGUGGGGCCGGUGCCUCAGAUCAAGGGGCGGUGCUGGCAACGCGCGGCGCGGCGCAGCUUCUUCUCGCGUGACAACGCGGAGAACUUCCUCACCUUCUGCCGAGAGCUGGGCGUGCAUGAGAACCUUCUCUUUGAGAGUGAUGACUUGGUUCUGCACAACCAGCCGCGGCAGGUGAUCCUGUGCCUGCUGGAGGUGGCGCGGCUGGCGAGCCGGUGGGGGCUGGAACCGCCGGGGCUCGUGCAGCUGGAGAAGGAGAUCGCGCUGGAGGAGAGGGACUCCGGCAUCGACACCACCAGCGCCUGGCAAUUCCGGGAAGCUUCGCCGCACAGGGACAAAUCAAAAGAUGUAGUGCCGCCUUCUACUCCAAACCAAGACGAAACACAAUUGUCCGUUCCCGACAACGUGGAUGCAGAGAGCACCAAAUCUGAGGAAACCGUCGCCAGCACCGACUCUGAUGUACCCCUCAAGCCCACCAACGAGCUGGACAAGAGGGUGCAGCUGGUGACGCGGCUGAUGGAGCGCGGCUGCAGCUGCGGCGCCGGAAAGUGCUCCAAGCUGCUCAAGGUCAAGAAGGUGGGGGAAGGACGCUACAAUAUAGCGGGAAGAAAUGUUUUCAUACGGCUGCUGAAGGGUCGGCACAUGAUGGUACGCGUGGGCGGCGGCUGGGACACGCUGGAGCACUUCCUGUCGCGGCACGAGCCCUGCCAGGUGCGCCUCGUCACCCCCGGCCGCCGAGCCACCACCCUCUCCCCUCUACCUACCCUCCCGGCCCCUCGAGACCUCUCCCCCGCCAGCAAAACCUCCCGCGACUCCGGCACCGCCUCCCCCGUCGACAGUAAAGCGUCUUCCAUCAGCGGAAAAUCCUCCCCCAUCGACAAACCCAACUUCCGCCCCGGUGAUGGCAAAGCCUCUUCCUUAAGCGGCAAAUCCUCUCCGAUCGACAAACCAAAUAUUAGACGCACCUCCACCCCCAUCAAACCCACGCGCAGGCUGAAAUCAGCACUCACUCUACCGUUGAAAGUUGAGGAACAGAAACCUGCCCCGCGCACUAGGAAGCAGUCAGCACCGAGCUUGAGCACUCCCGUCACGCCCACGGGCAGGUCCGCCCGCACCCCGCCAGUAGAAUACAAAAAAUCAUUGUCCACCUCGAUCGACGGCCCGGUGAAGUCGCGCAGCAUGAGUCUGGCGAAACCUUUUUGUGGCACGGAGAAAUUGAAUCGCGCGAAAAAGAGCGCCAGUGCUGCUACCACGCCUACUGAGCCCCAAGCUAGGAAAAUUCGCAGCCAGAGCUUAGCUUCUACUCCUGUGAACGAGCCGAAGAAACUGUUCAACGGGUAUUCAAAGAAAACCAGGAGCAUGAGUUUAGCUACGACACCGGAACCGAUAAGGGUGUUAAACAAGAGUGCUUCUUUGGGCGGUGCCGCCCUCACGCAGGCCGCCAUCGAGGAGACCAUCCGCCUGUCUUUAGAAGCCUCCAUCGCCGACGACAGCGCCACCAAGAAACCAUUCCUCCACAUAAAGGCCAAAUACAGGAGUCCCCCGCCGCGCGAGGUGCCGCCCAGAUAACUGCCCCGCCGCUCAUUCCACUAAUCGUAAUCGUUUAAUUUAUUUAAAUAAGUGAAAAUACUACUUUGACUUUAUGCAUCGCUCGCCGGCUCCGGCGUUGAUUCAUGAGCAGCGUGUAGUUAGAUCUCCACUGAGCAAUCUCGGCUUAUCGUUAUAUAGUAGCGCGCACUAAUUUAAUCGUCACUCUCCGAGGGAGCCUAGUCAUAAUGAAUCGUUUUGUAUUGAUAAUUAUUGUAAUGUUAUAAUGAUAAUCGUUUAGUUUUAAUUUAUUAAUGAUCUAUGAUGGCAAUAUUGAAGAUUACUUAUGUUUUACUUAUUCUGCUGUGGGUAUUAUUUUGUAACUCACUUAAUCACCAUUAUUAUUUUUGUUUUCUUAGAUAUUUUAUUUCCACAGUUCCCGAAUAUAAAUACUUUUUAGAUGAUAAACUUAGAAUAAUCAGAUCAUGUUACUAGAUGUUAGCGUUUCCGGUGAAAUAAAUUGUUGAGUAUCAAAUGAAGUGGCCUAUACACCGUAAAUAUAACUGAGGUACAAAUGUCAUUAUAUCCACACAUUUAAUUAUAUUUUUAUAAGACACGUGUAAGCGAAUAUUUUUGCACUGACAGUAGAUAGAAUUUAGAUAGAUGCACUAGACAGUAACUAGUAGUCGACACGACACAGAAACGAACUAUGAACGUGUAUCAUCAAAGUGUGAAAGAAGGCGCUCUUGUAAGCUAGUAAAAGCUGAUGUGAUUGAAUUAAGGGUUUCUUGACACUGUCGUUCCGAAGGAUAACCACAAAUACUACCUAAUUUAUUACUAGACGAACGCCGGGCGAGUUUACAGAACUACUAGAUUUAAAUAUCCCCUUUUUAACUGUAUCAUUUUAAUGUUACAGUGAGAUCUCAAACACCGUCACUAUUCCACUACACUCUAACCUAUUUACAUUCUGAUGAAACAAAACAGAUUGUUGUGUAGGUUGCCUUACUUCCAGCACAGGUUGUAUUAUCUUGAAAUUUCUUUCAAACGAUCUACUUAAUUUAAAUUAUUCUAGCGACUCGAACAAUUCGAAUUAAAUAUAAGAGAUUGAUCAAGAGUCCGAAAUGUCUUAUUUAUUGCAAAACUAAGCUACUUAGAUCUUCCAAUCAUUGUAUUCACUAAGAUUAACAACUCAUUAUAUCUAAUGCUUAAGUAUAACUUAGUAUAACCCAUGGGUACACAUUUUAACGUUGUUCAUUCACUUGUACUGAUCUUAGGUAGAUAAUAUAAAAAUAAACUACCUGAUUAUAAUUAUACGAAUAUUUAGUGAGUAAGAAAGUUGAUAAUACUUAUCUAGAGUUCGGUGUUACUCGUAUGUGCUUAACGUUUCUUCAGCAUUUAAGACCAAAUAUAAGCUAUGAAUUUAUGCUGUUGCUUUCUCGAACAAACAGUAUUUUAAAGAGCGACAAGUAGGUAAAUGCUAAAGGAGCGUGAGCUAAUGAAAAUUAAGUCUUUUUUACCAAACGAAGCCUUACAGUUAGUACGUGUACCGUUCCUAAAUUGAUUCCGUGAUAAUGGCAUGAAAUAAAGCUCGACAAGCUUUUAAAUUGAUGACAAUAGACUAUAUACACACGAAAAAAAAUUAGGUACGGUUAUUAUAAACAGUCCAAAAACUGUAUGUUGAUGUCAUGACAAUGUAUCACGUAGGUAUCAUGGAAUCAAUAACUAUGUCUGGAGCUUAACCGGUAGAUGUAAUUGUCGUCUUCACCAUGUCUGCAAUAUUGUGCCAACCAAGUUUUAAUUAUAUAAAGGAUGAUGAUAAUAAAGUUUUUAAUAUUCGGUA